Elgaria multicarinata webbii is the source of this 1184-nucleotide messenger RNA. It is a transcript of the gene NMNAT1, whose product is annotated as nicotinamide nucleotide adenylyltransferase 1. The coding region runs from base 141 to 986 and encodes 281 amino acids. Gene Ontology annotation, molecular function: nicotinamide-nucleotide adenylyltransferase activity; nicotinate-nucleotide adenylyltransferase activity. The transcript is spliced from 5 exons. The record is from RefSeq and is a predicted model, not a curated record. Gene Ontology annotation, biological process: NAD+ biosynthetic process. NCBI's taxonomy places the organism in Eukaryota, Metazoa, Chordata, Lepidosauria, Squamata, Anguidae. Gene Ontology annotation, cellular component: nucleus.
UUCACUGGCUGUUCCUGUUGCUGCUCUGGGCAGAUGGUAUCAAUGGCUCCUAGCCCUUAAAAUGUCAGGGGCUUGUGGAGAUAGGAUGUGGUUGUUGUGACCCAGUUUUCCCUCUUCAUCCGUGGCUACGGCAAAGGCCUAUGGAGAAUUCAGACAGCAGGACAGAGGUGGUUCUUCUGGCUUGCGGGUCGUUCAAUCCGAUCACCAACAUGCAUCUCCGUCUCUUCGAACUGGCCAGGGAUUAUUUGCAUGAAACGGGGAAGUACAGAGUGGUGAAAGGGAUUGUUUCGCCUGUGGGGGACGCCUACAUGAAGAAAGGCCUGAUCCGUGCCAGUCACCGGGUGGCCAUGGCAAGGCUGGCUACAGAAAGCUCUGACUGGGUAGAAGUGGACGACUGGGAGAGCAGACAGAAGGAAUGGCAGGAGACCAUCAAAGUGCUCAGGUAUCACCAACAGAAACUGAAGCGUUCGUGUUCCGCGAACAGCUUCGAGGACGUUGCUCCGCUGGGCAAAGCAGGGCGGAAGAGGAGACGGGAAAGCGGCAGCCAGGUCCCCAUCAGAAGAAAUCAACCACAAGACAAAGGCGUUCCCCAGCUGAAGAUGCUCUGUGGGACGGAUGUCCUGGAAUCCUUUGGGAUCCCCAAUCUGUGGAAGCCGGAAGACAUCGCGGAAAUCGUGUCCAACCAUGGCAUGGUGUGCAUCACCCGUGUGGGGAACCACGCCCAGAAAUUCAUCUACGAAUCGGAUGUCCUCUGGAGGCACAAGGAGAACAUCCACCUGGUGGAGGAAUGGAUCACUAACGAUAUCUCGGCCACCAAGAUCCGGAGGGCUCUGAGGAGGGGCCAAAGCGUCCGCUACCUCAUGCCUGACCCCGUCCAGGCCUACAUCAAACAGCACGACCUGUACACCGCCGAGAGCGAAGAUCAGAACACCGGGAUCAUCCUGGCCCCUUUCCAGAGAUACAUGAGGGAGGCCACCAAAAAUUGAACAGACCCCCUCUGCAGUUUGGGUGGGUGGGGGGCACGGCACACACUUUGAGAGAGAGGAAGCCUUGUCGAUCCUCCUAAUAGCCUGAAUCCAUGCCAAUGUACCCUCAUCCUAAUGCAUCCUGGUCCGUGCUUGCGUUUCCCAGUCGAAAGUGUCCCUUUGGUGGCAACCUAGGGCAGGUGGUAGAGUUGCUAGGGC